Molecule: messenger RNA, 526 nt
Organism: Aspergillus versicolor CBS 583.65
Lineage: Eukaryota; Fungi; Ascomycota; Eurotiomycetes; Eurotiales; Aspergillaceae
Exons: 1
Coding region: 127-402 (91 amino acids)
Source: RefSeq, a predicted model, not a curated record
UCAAGUUCCUAGCUGAUCUGGGGUUACUUACCAAAUGUAGGGUUCCCAGCUUAGUUACAGCAAAUUGUUCUCUCUUAACUUUCACAAUCCCGUGCGAAUGAGCUUGCCGGUUGCAAACUAAGCUUGAUGCUUAGGUUCAAUUUCUGCGGUAACCUAAUUUGUCUGAGACCUUUUUUUCCCAUUCCUGUUCACCCUCGCGGACUCAAGUGGAGAGGGAGAAUCGUUUCGGAGGCUGUCUGCAGGAGUGUUGACCUCACUGAGUCUAGGGAUACUGAGCUCGUCAUAUCCGUUGGAUCCGUAGCGUCACCCAAAUCGCUAAAAAGUCUUUGCUUUCUUUCCAUCUGCACUUCAGCUCAUCUCAUUGCACUUAUUGCUAGCUGGUCUGGACAUGGCUCCCGGUAAUGGCAAGAAGGAACCCAGUUCUCGUAGCCGUAGGCUCAAGAGACGGGUAGAUAUAUUGGUCGAGAUCUUCUGCUCAAUUUGGAACUACUGGACCACGGGUCCAUCCAAAUAACGAUGUCUGCGC